Messenger RNA from Oryza sativa Japonica Group (Japanese rice), 1268 nucleotides. RefSeq lists its product as uncharacterized. The record is from RefSeq and is a predicted model, not a curated record. Gene Ontology annotation, molecular function: nitrite reductase [NAD(P)H] activity; 2 iron, 2 sulfur cluster binding. NCBI's taxonomy places the organism in Eukaryota, Viridiplantae, Streptophyta, Magnoliopsida, Poales, Poaceae.
CACUCCACUCCACCACCCCCUCCCCCUCCUCCUCCUCCCCCUCAAACCCUAACCCCACCACGCGCCAUCUCCGCAUCCUCUCCACAUGGCGUCCAUCACCACCACCGCCGCAGCCGCAGCCGCCUCCUCCUUCCUCCACCGCCGCCGCGUCGCCGCGUCCGCCUCGCCGCCCCCGCGCGCCACAGCCACAGCCACCCUGCGGCACCACCAGAGGGUCGUCGGUUGCCGCGCGGCGGAGGUGUCGGGGGCGGAGCCGUCGGCGGCGGCGGGGGAGGCGAGCGGGGAUGGGAACUGGGUGCCGGUGGUGCCGCUGGCGGCGCUGCCGCGUGGGGAGCGGCGGGUGAUCGUGCAGGACGGGGAGGAGAUCCUGCUGCUGUGGUACAAGGAGCAGGUGUACGCCGUCGAGAAUCGAUCCCCCGCCGAGGGCGCCUACACCGAGGGCCUCCUCAACGCCAAGCUCACCCAGGACGGCUGCAUUGUUUGCCCAACAACAGAUAGUACAUUUGAUCUUCGUACUGGUGAAAUAAAGGAAUGGUAUCCCAACAACCCUGUUUUAAGGGCUCUUACACCUGCAUUGAGAAAACUAUUCGUGUACCCUGUGAAAAUCGAUGGGGAGAAUAUAUACAUCAGUAUCAAGGGGGCUGUUACCUCCGGUGGAUCCGCAGAGAUUAUAUUCAGUGGGAAAGCACAACCUGGAUUUACUGCAUCCGAUGUCAAUAUCGAAGAGGUGAGAAUGGUGAUUGAUGAGGAUGUCGGAGGUUUUGGUUUCACUAAUAAGAAUGAACUAAUUAAUGGGAAAGCCGCUAUAAUUGGCUUUCUCUUGUUAAUAGACUUUGAACUUUUAACUGGGAAAGGCCUUCUCAAGGGGACUGGUUUAUUGGACUUCAUAUAUGCAAUCUCAAGAGCUUUCAGCUCAUAAGGAUGCUUCUUCUUUGGUGUAGAAUGUUGUCCAUGUACAUCACUCAUUUUUCAGAUAUUUGGAGUAAAAAUGGAUGGGAAGCAAAUGAGGAAAGCAGAUGGUAAGUUGGUAACAUAGAACAUGUGAUGGGAAUCAACAAAGUGGAUGUAAUACUGUACGUAGAAAAACUUUGAUGUAGUUCUCGUAUGUAGUCUGAGCUUGUAACUGUACUCAUGCUGCAAAUAGGCUGGUUUCUAAGAACUUGGAGAGAAAUCCUUGUGAACAAUGAGAAAGUUCAUUAAGGUACUUUGUUUUGAUCAGACACAUUGUUCAUUUUUAAUCAAAGAAAAUAGUGAAAUUGUACUGUACA